This is a messenger RNA of Funneliformis mosseae, 1641 nucleotides long. The record is from the annotation of a GenBank genome assembly. NCBI's taxonomy places the organism in Eukaryota, Fungi, Glomeromycota, Glomeromycetes, Glomerales, Glomeraceae.
AUGGCGCAAGACCUACCAUCACUUUGCCUUUCUAGAAUCCUUGCAUUUCACUCUGAUGAUUUAUCAACGUUAUAUAGUUGUACGCUUGUAAAUCGAGAUUGGUGUCGAUUUGCGGUUCCACUUCUUUGGAAACGACCAUUCAGCUUUCUGCAUCAAUACACACCAGAAAUAUUGUCCAUACGUCUCAUAGAUGUUUAUUGUGCAGGAUUUUCAAGUAAUGAACGUAUUUACAUAAAUAACUUGUUGGGAUAUCUCGAGGACAAGAUACCAAGCAAUUCAAUAUUCAAUUACGUUACAUUCUUAAGAGAAUUGGAUGUGUUGCAAGCAAGUUUUUGUAUAACGAGAUGGGCAUGCUCCACGCAUGUUGAUUUCAUGAUACAAACAUUACCAUUUAUAAAUAUAUUUUUACAACAUUUCGUUAAAAAUUCCCCAAAGAUAACACAUUUAAUUUUCACAAUAAAUAAUAUUUACGGGUCCAUUUCUUGGUAUGAUAUUAAUUUAAAUUUAUUGAUUGGUAAGAAUGCCAAGGGUUGUUUUGAACAAUUGAAGGUGUUGGAUUGUACCGGUGAUUUUAAUCCAAAACUUUUGUCUAUCUGUUCAAUGAUUUCCAAACGAAUUGAAAAGAUUCGUAUCUCCCUUUAUAAGCACCUUAAACAACCUUCAAUCGAGAUGACCAAUUUACAGAAUUUAUGCUCUUUAAUUCAAACACAACAAAAUCUGAAACAUUUGAUCAUCGAGAACGUCAAAAGUGGCGGUUUGGGUGAACAGGGUGUGUUGGGUAUAUUGGAGUUGACGGAUGAAAUUCAUCAUUCCCUUGAAAAAUUAAUCUUUAGAUACGUGGAAUUUUAUAAUAAUGAUAUCAUAUUAUCCAUUAGGAACCUUCAAAAAUUGGGCACAUUAAAAUUUGAAAAUUGUAAUUUAUCCAAUCAUCCCCUGAAAUUUAGUGAAUGGAUUAGGGACAAGGUUGCCUUCGUCGGUGGUGUCGGUGGUGUUGAUAUUGAAGGUGACAUGAGGGGACUCUCUAACUUGACCAAUUUGAGUGUAUACGGGUCAAAGGUUCCAAUCUCUUUAUUAACUUUCAUGACCUUGCAAGCAAAUGAUGGAUUGACCGUCCUAGAUGUGAGGGCGAAAGAGAUUAAAGCUCAUGAAGUGAAUGAUUUGCUACAAGUAAUUUCUCAAAAUUGUAAACAUUUGGUAGAAUUCUCGACUCACAUGAUACCAAAUCAUGAUCUAUUACCAUUGCUCUUACCGAUUUUAACUUCAAAUCCAAGAUUAGAAAAAUUAGUCAUAGACACCGGAACAGGUGUCAACACCUCUGAGAAUGUUGACGCUUUCCUUCCAAGAUUUGGUAAACAUUUACCACCUUCCCUACGCGCGUUGGAAAUCCUUAUGGUAUGGUCAUUUCAUCAUGAAUCUCUUGAUAAAUUCUUUCAGGAAUCUCGUGCGAACCUUGAAACACUUAAAUUAAAGUUUUGCGACUGCAUUGAGGAUGAUCAUGUUGAUGUUAUAUUGAAACAUUCGAAAAAUCAUUUGAAGUUGUUAAAUAUCAAAGGGACCACAAACAUUACCUAUGAAACUUGGAACAAAUUACAACAAGACAAACAACUUCAUGUCGAAUUUCACUCUGACAUGGAAGAAUAA